CCCCCAGCUCUCCUGGACAGAGGGCUCCAGCCCUGGCAGCAGCUCCAUGGCCUUUGUCAGCUCCUGGGGAAGUGACCUCAGACUCCCCCAGCCCUCCCUGUGGUGUCCAUGUCCUGCUCCAGGCUGGGUUCUCUGUCUGUCCCUGAGCUCCAGACUGCAAAUGCUUGGGAAGAGAAGGGUCUGACUUUCCAGGGAGCUUUUCCAUUGGGACAUUUCCCCUUGCCAAAAUCAGGAGAUCCCUUGGGUGUGGGGGGCAGGUUUCCAGGAUGGUUUAGGCAGGUGGCAAUUGCAGCUGUUCCAGUGAGUCCAGGCAUCUCAUGGAGGGAAAAGUCCUCGUGUGUGAGAGUUUCUAAGGGAGGUACUGAGUAUUCAAAGCCCUCAGGCUGCUGCUGGUUCUCAUUCCCAGCAUGAAGCCCUUUUCCAGGGCAGCCUGUUGAGCUGCAGGGUGUGAGGAAAAGGUUUUCCAGCCAGAAGAGAGAAUGCUUUCCAUACAUUGACUGAUUUCUGCCCAUGAUCUGCCCCUGUCCCCCUCCUCCUGCUCUGGCUCGCUCUCCCCUCCCGGUGUUUCAGUGCUGAUGGGGUUGGACGUGCCAGUCCCCAUGAGGAUCCCAUUCCAGACACUCAUCCUCCUUUAGAAAACAUCCAGAGUCAAGGCCGUGCAUCCCUACGAGCGAGUGCAACAGCUUCGAUUUUUGAACGUUUCCAAAACGAGCUGCAGACCCAAAAAUAGAACAAAACAAAGUUUCUUUGCCACCUCCCUCGCUCCUCUGCAGCGCGACAGCCCCGGGGCGGCUCAGGGGAGGUUGUUGUGCCUCGGCCACUCAAGGCCACCCGUGGUUAAAAGGGAGACGCCGCCCUCCCUCUUCCUGCCGAGGGCUUGGGAUGCGUGAGCUGCUCCAGGGACCGGCUCAGGUGGGACCAUGAGCGCUCUCAGGGAGCUCCUGCUGUGCCUGCUGCUGCUGCUCCCCUCUGCAGCUCUGCCUAGGAAACAGGGAAGGGAUUCCCUGCUGGGAGAGCUGCGGCUGGAGGCAGAAGGGAGGAAGGUGGGAAAUGGAAGUUUGCAGGAGACACCCAGGUCCAGGAGAGCUGCUGCCACUCACCUCCUCUCCAAGGCUGAGCCAGGAGCCAGGUGCCCGCAGGGAGGGGCUGAGGAGGGGGCCCUGGGCUGGUCCAGCCCGCAGCCCUGGCCCCUCGGGGGCCUGGAAGGGCCCGUGUGCAGGGUGAGGAUGGAGCAGGACGGGGCCACCCCGAGGCACCUGGAGGUGGUGGGUGUGCUCAGCCACUACGAGAGCAGCUUCAUCAAACUGCUGAGGCGGCGCCGGAGCUGGGACGGGAACUUGGCGGGGACCUUCGGGCUGUGCCGGGCCGGGGAGGCGGGGGCUGCUCCCCAUCCCCUGCAGAGCAUCCACGAGCACGUGCUGGAGCCCGGCCUGGAGAGAUUCCUUGUCCUGCACCUGGAGGAAGUGCAGUGGGAAGCGCAGGUGAAGCUGCGGUUCCAGCUGCUUUUCCAGGCGGAGGUGGGACGGGCUCUGGGAGAGCUGCAGGCGGCCGUGAUGCUCUUCUACCUGGGCCGCCGGGAGGGCUCCGGGCCCCCGCAGGAGCUGCUGCUCACCGGAGCGGGGCUGGCACGGGACCAGAGGCUCUGCCUCUCCAGGGACACGCAGUACCUGGCGCUGGCAGCCGCCGCAGCCUCGGUGACCCGCAGCGCGGAGCGGCUCCGCUUCUCGGCGUCCCUGGCCAUCCACGGCGGCGCGGGAGGUGCUCCCCUGCCCCGCACGGAGGUGCAGCAGCUCCUGUUCGGCUCCGAUGACAAAUGUUUCACCCGCAUGACCCCGGUGCUGCUGCUGCUGGCCAAGUCACGGCAGCAGGAGGAGGAAGAGGAGGAAGAGGAGGCCUUGGCCCCGUCCUCCUACCUCUCUGCUGAGGGGGUGCUGGACACGGCUCCGUACCCACAGCUCAGCCCAGCCCAGGCCGGGACCGAGGAGCUGCCGCUCCCCACUGCCCCGAGCCAAGCCAACACUUCAUCCCCAGCGCCCGGGGGCAGCGCCCAGUUCCUGGCAGUCCUGACCCAGUUCAUCCGGCAGCUCCUGAACUCCUCCAGUGAGCCGCCCCCCCAGCCCAGUGCCCACCACUGGCUGGACUUCGAGGUGAUGGAGACCCUCCCUCACCAGCUGCUCAACCUGUCGGAGGAGGCGGCGCUGGAGCGCCUGGUGCAGUCGGAGGAGCCCUCGGUGCUGCUGCUGCCCCAGGACAGCGGGGCCGUGCUGGAGCAGCACCUGGGGGACUGGCAGCCGGAGGGCACCGUGCUGCAGCUGCUGAUGGGCAAACUGCAGGUGCUCAUCCAGGAGCUCAGGGACAUCCCGGCUUUCCAAGCCAACGCGGCGCUUUUCCAGCACCUCCUGACCUUCUGCUAUUACCCAGGCGAGCCGGGCCAGGCCGAGGCGGCCGAGGGGGACCCGGGCCCGCGGAAGCUGCGCACGCUGCUGCUGCUGAAGGCGCUGCAGUCGGUGCGGGCGCGCUGGCAGGAGCACAGAAAGGUGCAGCGGCAGAACCGCAGCGCUCGGCACCAGGCGCACUGCCGGCUGCAGGAGCUCACCAUCGACCUGCGCGACCGCCACUUCAUCGUCAUGCCCACCGCCUACGUGGCCAACAACUGCGAGGGGCCCUGCCGGCUGCCGCUGUCCUCGCGCAUCUCCAGCUACUUCUCGCACACGGUGCUGCUGCUGGACGUGCAGGAGCGGGGCUCGCCGCUGCGCAGGGCUCCGUGCUGCGUGCCCGUGCGCUACUCGGACCAGCUCAUCAUCAGCCUCUCCUCGGACGGGCUGGAGAUCCGCAAGUUCCCCAACAUGGUGGCAGAGGAGUGCGGCUGCCGGUGAGGCUCCCGCGGCCUCCCCGCCCGCCCCACCCCGGCCCUGUCCCGGUUUGCCCUCCCGGCUCGGGAUCUGGUGCUUCUC
Messenger RNA from Catharus ustulatus (Swainson's thrush), 2954 nucleotides. It is a transcript of the gene AMH, whose product is annotated as anti-Mullerian hormone. Gene Ontology annotation, biological process: gonad development; Mullerian duct regression. The transcript is spliced from 5 exons. The record is from RefSeq and is a predicted model, not a curated record. The coding region runs from base 921 to 2876 and encodes 651 amino acids. Lineage: Eukaryota; Metazoa; Chordata; Aves; Passeriformes; Turdidae. Gene Ontology annotation, molecular function: growth factor activity.